Molecule: messenger RNA, 3791 nt
Organism: Penicillium cinerascens
Lineage: Eukaryota; Fungi; Ascomycota; Eurotiomycetes; Eurotiales; Aspergillaceae
Product: putative RNA binding protein Jsn1
Exons: 4
Coding region: 273-3791 (1172 amino acids)
Molecular function (GO): RNA binding
Source: RefSeq, a predicted model, not a curated record
ACCGACGGCGAAACACUGGGAUUUUGCCAUCAUAACAUCCUUCGGGCGAGUCAUUUCAUUACCUCGACGCACCCGGAUCCGUCGGAGUUCGCAUACGGCCAUCGAUUCGAUUCCACCACAUGGUGCUUACGACGCACAACCGCUUCUAAGCAGGAAACCUACACUCGACUUUUUUUUGACUCUGUCGGUCCCUUCUGGCACCUGCAUCGGGUUAUUGAAGUGCAAGGGAAUAGAGUACUGCCUCUCAGAAAGGCAGAAGGAGAUAAUCGAUAAUGUUACCGGUUUCGCGCCCAGAGGGUCAGAUGAACUUCAACUACAUCCCGACCACUCAGCCCAUGUCCGGCACAUCGACGGGGCGAAGCUCUCCCAGUGACGCUGGGACCUCGAAAGCACCAUUCGGUCCUGCCGGCUCGAUUGGUGGUGCGAGGUUGGGGGCUGGCUCCCCUUCUCAUGAGUUGGGGACACGUCUAUACCCGAAGCGGGCUCGUGAAAUCCAAGCGCAAGAAGGGAUCUCUCCCAGCAUUUGGGGACCUCCGACCAGUGGCCAUUCGACUCCGCUCCGUGAGAAUAUCCCCGAAUCGCCCAGCCAGGACAGCUUUCCCGACUUGAUUCCUACCACCAAUGGCCCGAUCGGUGGCUCGGGUCGCAGGGCUCGAGCGGGCACAGUACCCUCGCGAUUCCCUCCUAUGGGCACCUUGAAUGAAGCGGACCUCCAGCAGCCUUAUAUGUCCCAAACCUCCCGACCAACACCCUCCACCAGCCCCUUCCGACCUCCAGGUAUGCCCGCUAUGGAUUCGAACGUCAAGGUCGCGACGUCGGCCGGUGCGCCCAACCCGAAUACGCUAUCCCGUCUUCGAGCUGGCUCGAUGCCGCAGAGAAGCAGUUUGCUAGGGUCCGGCAGCAACCCGUUCGGCCCAUCAUUGUUCUCUUCGGGUUGGCCAAGUGGCCGCGAGCGUGCUACAACCUUGACCAGUAUUCGUUCUUCUGAAGGUCCAACCUCGCCAAGCCAAUCGUCUUUCUCCGGGAAUGGUUUCGCGGAUUCCGACGUGAAGACGCUGGACUACCUUGGCCUUGCCGAAACUCCUCAGCAGGCACGGGCGAGUCUGGCACGACCCUCCAUGGAGGUUUUGAUGCAACAGCAACAGCAGCAGCAGGCUCAGCUGCCGCCGCUCCUGGCAGAGCUGGCGAUGAUGAAGAACAAUAAUCGAUUCCGAUCGUACUCGGUCAAUGCGAAGGAGAAAUACGCGGAUGACGAGGACCUGGAGUAUGAAAGCCGUUAUUCUCAAAUCCCUUCAGGCACCCUCACGCCCUCUGCGGCUGCUACGGCUGCUCAACUUGCUGCCACACAAGCCCAGAUUCAUCAGCAUAACCUUGCGGUUCAGGCCUUUGCUAGCCACGCUUCUGUCAACCGGCCCCGGGCUCGAACUGCCGGUAUUCUGGAGGCUCCUCCUCAGCGAUCUUCCAUCCGUAACUAUCUCGCAACGCCCUCUCGUCUCGAUAACAGCUUCAGUGCCGCCGAUUUGCAGAUCGCUGAGAAUGGUGAAUACGAUGAACUGUCGGAGGCAGUUCAAAUGAUGGGACUCGGUGGUGGUGCCCCUACUCUUGGUCUACGCCAACCGGGAGAUAUGGUCGAUGAGAACAACCAAGAUGGCCCCACCCGGGCUCUGUGGAUUGGCAGUAUUCCCGUAUCGACCACUGUGACUUCUCUGGAGGCCAUCUUCGGCAUGUACGGCAAAAUCGAGUCUACCCGCGUGCUGACCCACAAGAACUGCGGUUUCGUCAACUUCGAGCGUAUUGAGGCCGCUGUGCAGGCAAAGUCACUGCUCAACGGCAAGGAGAUUUUCCCAGGCGCAGGGCCUGUCAGAAUUGGUUAUGCCAAGGUCCCUGGCACUUCCGCAGGUGGCACCCCUGGUGCAAAUGGCAUUCAAUCGUCUCCUACCCCCGACCCCAACUUCAAGUCCAACCUCCCAUCUGAUGGUAUGGGGCAGACAGAUGCUUUGGGGGUUGUGCCACAGAUUCCUGCUCUGAUCGAUCUGCUGCCUGAGAUGGUGGAGAUUGUCCAGGAGUUCGGCGCCACCGAAGAUGAUCUGCACAACAUCACCAACAUCAUUCAGAGCGCAAUUGGCUUCGAAGCAUAUGAGGAUGAGAUCCCGGCCCUUGCUGAGCCCAGCCAGACCCGCAUGUUUGACGCCCCUCGCCUGCGCGAUAUUCGCAAGCGUAUUGACAACGGUGCCUGUUCCAUUCAAGAGAUUGAAGAGACUGCUGGUGCUAUGCUCCCUGAGAUCGCGGAGCUGUCUUCUGACUAUCUGGGCAACACUGUUGUCCAGAAGCUGUUCGAGUUCUGCUCCGAGUCUACCAAGGAACAGAUGCUCUCGCACAUCGCACCUCACCUCGCCGAGAUCGGUGUCCACAAGAACGGAACUUGGGCCGCUCAGAAGAUCAUCGACGUGGCGAAGACACCGGCUCAGAUGAACCUGAUUGUCGAUGCCCUUCGUCCUUACACGGUCCCACUCUUCCUGGACCAGUACGGAAAUUAUGUCCUCCAGUGCUGCCUUCGAUUCGGCCCACCAUUCAACGACUUUAUCUUUGAGAGCAUGCUGAGCCGGAUGUCGGAGGUCUCCCAGGGACGAUUCGGCGCCAGAGCGAUGCGGGCUUGCUUGGAAAGCCACCACUCCUCCAAAGAUCAGCAGCGGACUCUUGCGGCUGCCAUCGCUCUUCACAGCGUGCAGUUAGCCACCAACGCCAACGGAGCUCUGUUGCUCACCUGGUUCCUCGACACUUGUACAUUCCCCCGCCGCCGAACCGUUCUUGCUCCUAGACUUGUGCCCCAUCUCGUGCACCUGUGCACCCACAAGGUUGCUUACCUUACUGUGCUCAAGGUCAUCAACCAGCGUAACGAGGCUGAAGCUCGGGACAUCGUUCUCAAAGCUCUCUUCUUUAGCCCGAACGAUGAAGUGUUGGAGAAGAUUCUGAGUGACCAAACCUCCGGCGCGACCUUGAUCUUCAAGGUUCUGACCACUCCCUUCUUUGAUGAGUCCAUGAGAUCGGAAGUGGUGAAGAACGUCUCAAAGGUUCUCACCAAGCUAAAGGCUUCUCCAAGCCAAGGCUACAAGCGUUUGAUGGAUGAAGUUGGUCUGUCUUCGCGUGGCAGCGGACGAGAGCACCACGGCCGUGAGCACGGAGCCAGCCACUCUUCUACCCCCGAGAAGUCGCAGCACCGCCAAUCCUCUCGGCACGGAAGCACGAACUUCCCCUCGCAACCCUCUUUGGAGCGACAGUACAGCGGCCAAUUUGCUUCCAACAUGCUUGGCCAAUCCGACGGCUCGCGGCCCAUCUCAGCUGAUCAGAAUAACGUUCCUCUCGACGCAUACGGCACCGGCAUCAACGGGUUUGGAAACCCCUUGAACGGGCUGGGCGGUAUCAAUGGCGCCGGGUUCCAGGAUCCCGGUAUGCCUCUCACUCCGCAACAGCUGCAGUACCAAAACUACCUCGCUGCCCAGGCCCGUGGUGUUUCUCCCGCCGGAGGCAUGUACCAGGGUAUGCCGGGAGCCAACUUCGGGUACCCCGCAGGGUCCCUUGACAAUCUGCGCUCCAUGCAGAACCAGCAUGCCUCCACGCUGUCCGGAUCGGGCCAAAUGAGCCCCAGCCCGAUGCUCGGCCAGUCCAACUACCCUCCGCAGCAGUUCAGUCCUGUGGUCAACCCUGCGCAGAUGUACCAAUACCCUCCGCAGUUCUACCCCCAGGGCCAGCCAGUUCAGGGCCAACCCGGGGGCCGUCGAGGACGGCACUGA